Molecule: messenger RNA, 816 nt
Organism: Sabethes cyaneus
Lineage: Eukaryota; Metazoa; Arthropoda; Insecta; Diptera; Culicidae
Product: trypsin-like
Exons: 3
Coding region: 1-816 (271 amino acids)
Biological process (GO): proteolysis
Molecular function (GO): serine-type endopeptidase activity
Source: RefSeq, a predicted model, not a curated record
AUGCGAGCGCUGAGGCAUAUCCUAGUUUUAACACUGACGGUGGUAACUGUCACGGCAGUUUUCCCUCCCGUUCCCGCCAGAUCGCAACGUAUCUCCGGAGGAACCAUCGCAUCACCAACCGACAUUCCAUGGGCAGCCGGUGUGAUCAUCCACGGUGGAACUUCCGGGCAUGAUUUUUGUAGUGGCGUGCUGAUCUCCAGCCGUUUUGUGCUAACUUCAGCCGAUUGUGUUUCAGGGGCAAACACUAUGACUGUUGCACUGGAUGCCGCCGACUUUCACAGCAUAGGAACACUGAUCGGAGUGUCCAAUGUUCUGAUACAUCCGAACUACAGUUCGCUGUUGAAUCGAGACGAUAUCGCCAUUCUGACUUUGAAUUCGGAUGCUCCUAUCAAUGAUAGCACAAUCAUACCGGUUCAAAUGCCACGGCGAUCGGAUGUUGGUAAGAGCUUUACCGAUUGGGUCGCUACGACGGCUGGUUGGGGAAAUACCGGAAAUCGGGACAAUGAACCUAUUCCGACUCAGCACCUACAGUUUGCCACGGAUACGGUGUCAUCCAAUCUGUCCUGCCAGCUGUCACACACCUGGGUGCGGAGCACCCACAUCUGCGUUGCAACCAACAAUGGUGGACCGUGCGAUGGUGACGAAGGAGGUCCGGUAACGGUUCGCGAAGCUGGUCGCGUCGUUUUGAUCGGUAUCCAUUCGUUCCACUUCAGUGGAAUUCGCGGUUGCGAUCGUGGACGAUCGGCGGUCAAUACCCGAAUCACGGAAUAUCUGGACUGGAUCGAAGCCAAUACGGAUGUGACGAUUGCGGCAUAG